Messenger RNA from Drosophila gunungcola (fruit fly), 1560 nucleotides. RefSeq names its product putative mediator of RNA polymerase II transcription subunit 12. The record is from RefSeq and is a predicted model, not a curated record. The coding region runs from base 143 to 988 and encodes 281 amino acids. NCBI's taxonomy places the organism in Eukaryota, Metazoa, Arthropoda, Insecta, Diptera, Drosophilidae. The transcript is spliced from 5 exons. Gene Ontology annotation, molecular function: calcium ion binding.
AGCUGUCGCACGCUGCGAAUGGCCAGCGGUGAAGAAGCAGCGAUUUGUGUACGUGUGUGUUUUGUCUUUGCGACGUGGUGAUUACAGAGCCACCAAAACCGAUCCCGAACCGAACCAAUCCCCGCCAGAAUCCAGCACUUCCAUGCAGAUGCGCGUCUCGGAGCUACGAGCAGCCCUCUUGCUGCCCUUUAUCCUGAUUGGCUUGGCGAGCGGCCAGCGCGUCGCUCCCGGCGUGAAUCCGCAGCACUAUCAGGUGCCGCAGCAUGUGCCACAGCACCACCCACCGCCGCCGGCGCAGCACCACCAGCCGCAGUACCAGCAACAGGUCCACUCGGCACCCGGUGUGCCGCCCCAGCAAUACCAAUAUGAGCAGGUGCAAGUUCCUGUGCAGCAGCAGCAACAACAGCAGCAGGUCCAAUAUCAGCAAGUUCCUGUGCAACAGCAGCAGCAGCAGCAGCAACCAAUCCAGCAGCCACACCAACCGCCGCAACAAGUGCACCACCAGCAGCCGCAGCAGGUGCACCACCAGCAGCAGGUGGGUGGCCACCACCACGGGCAACCGCAGCAGGUUUUGAACACCGGAAACAUCCAGCAGGAGCGCGCUCAUAUCCAGGAGCACAUGCAAGUGCCCAUCGAUACGAGCAAGAUGUCCGAGGCUGAGCUGCAGUUCCACUACUUCAAGAUGCACGACUCGGACAACAACAACAAACUAGACGGCUGCGAGCUGAUCAAGUCGCUUAUCCACUGGCACGAGCAAGGCAGCAAGGAACAGCCUAACGGCGAGAAGCCGCACGUGGAGGAAAAGGUCUUCUCCGACGAGGAGCUGGUGGCCUUGAUUGACCCCAUCCUGCAGAUGGACGACACCUCGCGAGACGGCUACAUCGACUAUCCGGAGUUCAUCAAGGCGCAGCAGAAGGCCGCCGAGAAGCAGCAGCAGCAACAACAGCAACAACCGCAGGAGCAGCAGCAGCAGCAGCCGGUUCAUUAGUAGAUUCUAGAUCCGUUCAGUUGCAUACAUUUUAAUGUCCUUGUCCCGUGUUCUGUGACGCGCAACACAUACUCCUGUUUUCUGCCCAAAACAUCCUGAAAUUACGUCGACCUCGUCUACGGUUUUAGCGCACUUUUUUAGAUAAUUUUGAAUCAAAUUUACUUAACAUGCUGCAAGCAUUCCAUCGGAGAACUUGAUUGAACAAAUGAACUUUUUCAAAAAAUUCCCAUUUCGAAUAUUGAUUACGAAUCUCUCAAGUGGUUUGUGCAAUUCCAGCCGCAUUAUUUCGUUUUGUUUUCCAUUGUCAUUACUUUAGUUAUUUUUCGAUAUGAACUAUUUUUUAAGCGCAACUUUAGAGCAGCAGAAAAACAGACUGAUUGUGUAAAAGUUUGUUUUUGUACAAAAAAAAAAAUGAAAACUAUGCAAAAAAAAUCGAAGAAUACCCCGUGUGGAAAUCUUUUCGAAACUAAAACCUAAUUAAUAGACGCAUGCAACUCUUUGUAAGUAAAGCCGAAUUAGCGAAUAAAGUCAAACCCCAAAUCACAGCCGACCACAUCUUAACGCUCCCUCAA